GGGGCGAGGGGUAGUGCACCGCCGCAAUCUGCUCACCGGGUCUUGUGGUCCGAGUCGCCCCUCUAGAAAUGGUGUAUCUAUCACUUCGCAUCUGCUUUAGGCAAAAGAAUGGUCCCUGAAGUUUGCUGAGAAAUGGAGUGCUGCUGCGGUCUCUCCUUGCGAUCUUCGGCUUCGGCUCUUCUCGAUCCUCAGGGGAUUUCUUCAUCACACACUUGCAAAAGAAACUCCGGUGACUUGCAUCGUCAAGUGCUAUCCCUCCGUGCUAAGCAAUUUAUCCCACAUGCUUAUAGAUUGGAUCCAUGUCUUUACAAGGAAGCUCUGCCUCCUUUUAAAUACUCAAGAAAGUACAAGGGAGCUAUAUCUGCUGAGUCUGGUCGGCAAACUUGGGAUUUUGGUAGAUUCAUUAGAACAUUGUAUUUUUUUAAUGGACCUCCUAAUCCUGCCAAGUUCAUCGAAUCUCUGAUCGAAAAACUGUCAAGUCCAACAUCAACUGAACUAAUAAAGAAAAUGGAAACUUCUGAUAUGGUGCUGGUAGCUGGAGCCACUGGUGGUGUUGGACGAAGGGUAGUUAACAUCUUAAGGAAUAAAGGGUUUCCUGUUUGUGCACUGGUUAGAAAUAAAGAGAAGGCAAGAUCCAUGUUAGGGCCUGAUGUUGACUUGAUUGUUGGAGAUAUUACUAAGAUGGAAACGCUUUCUCCCGAAUACUUCAAAGGGGUGAAAAAAGUCAUCAAUGCAGCUUCUGUUAUCAUCGGCCCAAAGGAAGGGGAUACUCCUGAUAGAGCAAAGUACAGCCAAGGGAUUAAAUUUUUCGAACCUGAGAUAAAAGGAGAUUCACCAGAAAAAGUAGAAUAUAUCGGAAUGCAAAAUCUGAUUAAUGCAGUGAAGAAUAGUGUAGGGCUACAGGAUGGAGAAUUGUUAUUUGGAUUCAAAGGCAAUAUCACAGGGAAGCUUAUCUGGGGUGCUUUAGAUGAUGUUGUCAUGGGAGGUGUUAGUGAAAGUGGAUUCCAGGUUGACCCUAAGGGAAACGAAGAUGGCGGACCGACUGGGUUGUUCAAAGGUGUUGUUUCAACUGCAAACAAUGGUGGAUUCACCAGUAUCAGGACCAAGAAUUUUUCUACACCUGAAGACCUUUCAGCAUAUGACGGUAUUGAAAUGAGAGUUAAAGGUGAUGGACGUCGUUACAAGCUCAUUUUACGCACUAGUUAUGAUUGGGAUACGGUGGGUUAUACAGCAAGCUUUGACACCACAAAGGAGCAGUGGCAGACAAUAAAGCUGCCAUUUUCUUCAUUUAGGCCUAUAUUUCGUGCUCGAACUGUGACAGAUGCUGCCCCCUUUGACCCGAGCAAAAUAAUUUCGCUGCAGCUCAUGUACAGCAAGUUUGAGUAUGAUGGGAAACUCAACCCAACUUUUGUGGAAGGUUCAUUUCAGCUUCCAUUUUCCAGCAUACGAGCAUACAUUAAUGAGCCUAUCACUCCCAGGUUUGUACAUGUGAGUUCCGCAGGGGUUACUCGACCUGGCAGACCUGGACUGGAUUUAAGCAAACAACCGCCUGCAGUGCGCUUGAACAAGGAGUUAGGCUUUGUCCUCACAUAUAAACUGAAGGGUGAAGAUUUGUUACGUGAAAGUGGUAUUCCGUAUGCAAUUGUUCGGCCAUGUGCUCUAACAGAAGAACCUGCAGGAGCUGAUCUCAUUUUCGAUCAAGGAGACAAUAUAACGGGUAAAAUUUCAAGGGAGGAGAUUGCACGAAUCUGCAUUGCAGCUCUGGAUAGCCCAUAUGCAUGUGGGAAGACCUUUGAGGUGAAAAGUACUGUGCCGUUUAGUGAGCUGUAUGUGAUCGACCCCGAAAACCCUCCACCGGAGAAGGACUAUGAUGAGUACUUCAAGAACUUGAAAGAGGGUAUAACAGGGAAAGAGGCAUUAGAAGGGAACCCGGUGCCAGUUUGAGAGAUGCAGCUUCAUGUCAUUAUCCUACUUGUGCAGAUAUUAGCUUUUCCCUAAUGUAUGUGACGUUUUACACUUUGAUAUAUUAAUGACAGUAUAUCAUGGCCAUUUUUCUUUCUUUUUUUCUUUCUUUCAUACACACUGAUACAUCAAUAACAGAUAUUAGCUUUUCCCAAUAAAUCAAGCGAAUGUGCGAUAGCAUUUA
Musa acuminata subsp. malaccensis (wild Malaysian banana) is the source of this 2146-nucleotide messenger RNA. Its product is annotated as protein HIGH CHLOROPHYLL FLUORESCENCE PHENOTYPE 173, chloroplastic. NCBI's taxonomy places the organism in Eukaryota, Viridiplantae, Streptophyta, Magnoliopsida, Zingiberales, Musaceae. The record is from RefSeq and is a predicted model, not a curated record.